Molecule: messenger RNA, 1794 nt
Organism: Corythoichthys intestinalis (scribbled pipefish)
Lineage: Eukaryota; Metazoa; Chordata; Actinopteri; Syngnathiformes; Syngnathidae
Product: kelch-like protein 10
Exons: 5
Molecular function (GO): protein binding
Source: RefSeq, a predicted model, not a curated record
AUGCAAAAAGUAUUAUGAAAUGGCAACAAAUUCAAGAUGAGUUAUGAUGGUAAAAGUCCAUUCAAGUCUGGCUCUGUGUACAACGAACUGCGACUGACCGGUGGACUUAGCGACGCAAUCCUCAAGGUUCACAAUGUUGAGUUUCAUAUCCAUAAAAUCAUCCUAUGCCACUGCAGCCCAUACUUUGGGGCCCUCUUUCUACGAUGGUCCACCCCAGAUCAGAGGGUCUACGUCAUACAAGGGGUUACACCUCACAUAAUGCAGCUCUUCAUCGAGUUUGCAUACACUGACUUCGUGUUGGUGACGGAGGACAACGUCAAAGACUUGUUGAUAGCCGCUGAUAAAUUCAACAUGACUGCCAUUGUCCAAUCCUGCUGCGUGUUCCUGGCAGAGCAGCUUUGUCCGGAGAACUGCAUAGGCAUCUGGCAGUUCACCAAGAAUUGCCACACACCGGAGCUGCAGAUCAGUGCCUACCAAUACAUUCUUUAUCACUUUGAGGACGUUGCAGUCUCGGAGGAGUUGCCACAAUUCACUAUGCAAGAGUUAUGUGAAAUACUGGACAGAGACGACCUGAUUGUAAAGAAGGAGAACACUGUUUAUGACGCCAUCCUGCAGUGGAUAGCACAUGCGCCAAGGGAGCGAGGCAGGAAUCUGGCUGUGCUCCUGGGUAAAGUCCGUCUUGCGCUGACCAGCGAGGAAUUCAUCACCAUCAAUGUGUUGUCCAAUCAGCUGGUGCAGAGCAACAACAAGUGCUUGGACAUGGUCGCCUUUGCUACCAGAGUGAUUCACCACAUGGUCGCAAACUCUGUGUCUGCGUACUGCAAUCUAGUGGCCCGUCCACGCCUGCCUUCAGCUAUACUUCUGGCAAUUGGUGGCUGGAGUGGCGCCAACCCAACACAGUGCAUCGAAGCGUAUGACGUGCACGCCAACUGCUGGGUCAGUUUUAUCGAUGACAUGAAGCAACCACGGGCAUACUGCGGUGCCGCCUUUCUCAACGACGCAGUCUACUGCCUUGGCGGAUUUGAUGGUGCGGAACAUUACAAUACAGUCAGCCGCUUUGACCUAAAUGCACGCACAUGGCAGGAAGUGGCGCCAAUGCACUCCCGUCGAUGCUAUGUGAGUGUAACAGUGCUAAAUGGGUGCAUCUACGCACUGGGAGGCUACGAUGGACGUGUGAGAUUAAAGACGGCUGAGUACUACACGCCUGAAACCAACCAAUGGACUCUUAUCGCAAGCAUGCAUGAAUUAAGGAGCGACGCCAGUUGCACCACCCUCAAUGACAAGAUUUAUAUUUGUGGUGGUUUUAACGGAAACGAGCCCUUGCAAACAGCUGAAUACUACAGUCCAGACACCAACGAGUGGACCAUGAUGACACCGAUGAGCAGCCGUCGCAGUGGCAUCGGAGUCAUUGGAUUUGCUGACCACAUUUACGCAGUUGGAGGCUAUGAUGGUCAAACCCGUCUGACAAGCGCUGAGGCUUACAACCCACAGACCAACAACUGGAUCAUCCUGGCCCCCAUGGAUUGCCCCCGGAGCAACUUUGGCAUCGAAGUCAUCGAGGACCGUCUCUUUGUGGCCGGAGGGUUCAACGGGGCCUCCACCACAAAGCUGGUAGAGUACUACGACCUCACCACGGGUCUGUGGUCUCCGGCCUGUGACAUGCUGAUCUCACGAAGUGCUUUGACUUGCUGCGUGAUGUCGGGAUUCUACAACAUGGCACACUACGCCAUGCUACGGAAUGAGCUACCAGUGUUAUUUUUAGAGGAUGACAUGGACACCGAAGAAGACGUCUAG